Molecule: messenger RNA, 695 nt
Organism: Cryptomeria japonica (Japanese cedar)
Lineage: Eukaryota; Viridiplantae; Streptophyta; Pinopsida; Cupressales; Cupressaceae
Product: peamaclein
Exons: 3
Coding region: 87-419 (110 amino acids)
Source: RefSeq, a predicted model, not a curated record
UACCACGCUAAACCCCUCCAAAACCCUAUAAAUACCUUGGAAACCCACAAACAUAGAGCAUCCAAUAACGAUCUCAUUCUGCAACAAUGGAGAUGAAGAGAGCAAUAUGCUUCUGCUUUUUGUUGGCUCUUUUCCUCGCUCUUUCUUCAUUACAAACUGCAGCAACAGAAGCUGUAGGUUACGCCCCAACGGUGGCCCCAGCGGUCGCCCCUGCACCAAAACUAUCAGGAAAAGAGUGUGGUGAUAAAUGCGAGGUGAGGUGCAAGAAUAAUCGUGGGUACCACAAAAUGUGCUUAAAAAUGUGCAACGUUUGCUGUCAAUCCUGCAACUGUGUUCCCAGCGGGCAGGCUGGUAAUAAGGAUGAAUGCCCAUGUUACAGAGACAGGAAGAACAACAAAGGCAAAUCCAAGUGCCCAUGAAUCAAACUUGGUGCAGCUGUUUCUUUUGGCUUAGUGUUGUUAUGGAAGGAGGUGAAAUAAAUGUGGGUCUGUAAUCAGUCAGGCGUUUCUGAGGGGAUCCAUAUGCAUUGUCUGCCACCAAACAGACACUUUCAAGGGCUGAUUUGAUUUUAUCUUUAUUUUUUGGGUUUGUAGCCUGCGCUCUUUGUUGCAGACAUCUUAAUGGAAGUUACGGAUGGGAAACACAAAAAAAAUUAUAUGUUUAUAAUAAUAAAUAAGAAUAUCUUUCGAUUUGAA